This is a messenger RNA of Patella vulgata (common limpet), 1492 nucleotides long. RefSeq lists its product as uncharacterized. The record is from RefSeq and is a predicted model, not a curated record. The transcript has 5 exons. NCBI's taxonomy places the organism in Eukaryota, Metazoa, Mollusca, Gastropoda, Patellidae. Bases 66 to 1160 code for a protein of 364 amino acids.
GCCACACCUGAGAUCUCCACUGUUUUGUGUUUACACGCGAACCUUUGUGUAUAACAUUAUAUGCGAUGUACUUGAAAAUGGAUUCUAGACGCACACGUGUGUUGUUCGUUUUUCUGGUUAUUAUUAUUAUGGCUAUGCUAACAAAAUUUUACAUUGCAAGUUUCAUUCAUGCCAAUAUAAAAUCAUCACAUGACGUUAAAGAAGAAGGUCGAGUGUACGGACUUGAUACAAAUUGUAAGGCUUAUUUCAAUGCCACCAAGCUCAGUAACAUGAAGCGACUGUUAGGGAUGAAGACUACCCCGGAAGUAGAAGAGUAUCUUUCCCGUUUUGGUUUCCCGGAUAGAACUACAGCAUCCGGUGACAUCUAUAUACCCGAUUUACCAGACCCCACGAUACCGAUUCCUGAUAUUCCAGUGGUUGUAAUGGGCUUAUCUUCUAAUCAUUUUGAUGAAGCGAAGGCCUCGCUGUAUUCGCUUGACAAUAUUUUAAGGCCAGCUUAUCCAGAUAUCAAAGUUAUUUUAUAUGAUAUAGGAUUAACAGAAACAGAACGACAAGCCGUGAGAAGGUAUGGUAAAUGUGAAUUAAGAAUUUUUGAUUUUAAAAAGUAUCCUGAACAUGUAAAAGUUCUACACCUUUGUGCCUGGAAACCAAUUAUAAUACAGGAAGUCCUGAACCAAUAUGGUUUUGUCAUAUACACGGAUGCUUCAGGUCGAUUUAGAAGUUCAAGAUUUACAUCAACUUUUAAUUAUGUGAAGGAAACAGGUGUCUUUUUCCGCUCAGCAGAACAUGAACCAUAUUUUAUAGUUAAUCAUACAUUUGCUAAAACAUUUGAAUAUUUUCAAGAGAAACCAUGUCUGUUUCAUAAUAUAAAAGAAACGGGUGCGGGAUUUGGUUUGGUUGUGAAAAACAACCUGUAUUCCUACGCCAUCAUGAGAUCGUGGUUAACAUGCGCACUUCAGAGAUAUUGUAUUAUGCCCAAAGGGACAGAACAAAGAUUUAAAUGUCCAUUGAAUGUAUUUAAAUAUCAUAAAUGCCAUCGUGAAGAUCAGUCAGCUUUGGGUAUUGCUAUAGGCAUGAUUUAUCAUUACCCAGAACCACGACCUUAUCUCGCAGAUGAAAUACAUUACAUAUACACGGAUAGAAAACCGAACUAUUUUUAAGCUAAAGAAAAACAGCUCAAUUUAAAACCAGUUCGUCCUGCUGACCGUCUCUGUCGUUCGCCAUUUCUGCCAAUUGCGAUAAAAUAAAAGUAUUUGGGCAAUUUUUGUUGUGGUGAUAUUUUUUGUUCCGCUAAAAUUUAUUUAAGCUUUUUUAAUCAUUAUGUUGUCAAUGCGUUCCUAAUAAGGGUCAACGCUCGCCCUGUCAAUCCCUAUUUCCACGAAUUGCGAUAAAAAUAUAAUUUUGGACUAUCCAUCCGGAGAUGAUUCGCCUCUACGGUCAAUUCGUCCGAAGACAAUUCGUCCUCUUACUAUUUGUCCCCUAAGACAAUUUC